AUGUUACAUUCUGUUAAUAGCAACAAUAAUAAUAACAUUAUAAAAUUAAAUAUUGGUGGAUUUAAAUACAUUACCACAAGAGAAACAUUAAUAUUAAAUAGUAGUUUUUUUAAUGGAUUAUUAAAUAGUGAUUGUGGUACAGUUAUAGACUCAAAAGGUUAUUAUUUUAUUGAUAGAGAUGGAGAGUUAUUUUCACCAAUACUCAGUUUUAUGAGAACAGGAACAUUUACAUUACCAUAUAGAAUGUCUUUAAAUAAUGUCUAUAGAGAAGUUGACUUUUAUGGUGUUGAUAGAUUAUCUGCAUUAAUUCAACAUAAAAUAAAUAUUUCAAAUAUUACAAGUGUAGCAGGUGGAAUUUAUUUCAUUUCAAAAUUACCAUUAACUUCAAAUAAUAAUAAUAUUAUUAUCAAUAAUAGUAAUAAUAACAAUAGGAAAAUACUACAUGCAGUAAUAAAAGCAAAUAUUAUGGCAUUGUAUUUUAAUGAUGGUUAUUUAGAAAUUUGGAUGCAAGUAUAA
Messenger RNA from Dictyostelium discoideum AX4, 516 nucleotides. RefSeq lists its product as hypothetical. The record is from RefSeq and is a predicted model, not a curated record. Lineage: Eukaryota; Evosea; Eumycetozoa; Dictyosteliales; Dictyosteliaceae. Gene Ontology annotation, biological process: protein homooligomerization. The transcript has 2 exons. The coding region runs from base 1 to 516 and encodes 171 amino acids.